AUACUAAAUUGAGCCGAAUAAUGGCGAUUAGCAACAUGUAAACAAUUUUCACACGUUUAUUAUCCAAAUUCGAAGUGUCGUAGCUUUUACUUUGUGAAGAAACAAAAGAUGGGGUCAGCAAAGCAACAAUCCGCAAUAUCUAAGAUAAUGGGACUACUCCAAGAAUGGGAUAAAGGUAGUAAAGUCGUUAGACAAAAAAUUCUACAGGAUUUCGUUGCACAAAAUCAACAUAAAACUGGACCAGAGUUGGAACAAGAAUUUGCACAGGCCGCUAGUUUGUUUCUUACAAGACUCACAGCGUGGCUUAGACUGACAUACAUGAUAGGAACCUGUUUAAAUGAACAACUGAGAGCGAUUUCCAUAUUUUUAUCUGCAUCAAGUGGACACAAAUACAUGGCAGAAUUCUUAGAAGUUGGGGGAGUCCUCACUCUGUUAGAGAUUAUUGGAUUAAAACAAGCAAAGGAGGUGGACAAACUCCAGGCUCUGAACUGUCUUAUCUGUAUAGCUAAUGCUGGGAGGAAGUACAAGGAGCUGGUGUGUGAGAGUUAUGGCAUCCGAGCAGUUGCAGAGUGCUUAGCAAAAUCAAAGUCUGAAGAAACACAAGAUGCUUGCAGAAACAUCUUGCUGAUGCUGGCACAAGGAAAUCCCAAAUUUGAAGUCCAAGUUUACAAGGGUCUGAUCGCUCUCUUGCCCUGUAGUUCUCCCAAAGCCCAGCAGAUGGCAGCACAAUCUCUGCGCGUCAUUCAGCCAGUGGUAAAGAAUGCCAAUCCAAACAUUGUAGAACCGCUGUUGAAUCUUCUAAAAACAUUACAUCUUGAGGUGCAGUUUGAAGCCAUUGAGUUGAUUAAAGAACUGAUGGAGUAUGAGGUAUCAGAAACAAUCCUACAGAAACUGGUCUCUCUCCUGAGGCCUUCCAAGGAGGAAAUUGUCAAACGUCCAGAGAUUCUAGAAGAUCCAGAUGUUCCCAAAAUAAAUGCACCUUUACCAGUAUUUGUGCAGCAAGCUGCAGCUGCUAAAACCAUUGGCAUUUUAUCAAGAGAAUCUAAUGAAAUUGCAGAAAAACUUAUCCAAUUGAGAGUGACCCAUAAUCUCCUGUACUCCAUGGGUAAUAUGGAUUAUGCAGACAGUCAGCGACAGUCAAGUAUUUCCUUGGAGUAUUUAUGUCGAACUUUUCCAAUUGUUGAUGAGCAUGUAAAGGAGGCAAUGGGAGAUAAUCUUUACGAUUUAUUCAUGUCCAAUCCUGAAGGACUUUACAUGACAAUGACACACGUCCAAGCUGAUGUUUUGGUGUCCAAUAAAGUCAACAUUCCAAAACUGGUGGACAGAGUGGACUAAUGCCAUUGAGAAGAAGAUUUCAAGUCGGAGGAAUAAGGAGACUCAUGGUUAUCUGAGUAUCAGUGAAAUCUGUAUCUGACAUUGUUAAAAACCUGUGAUAUUUGUAAAUAGACUGUAAAUAAAAAAUUUUAAAAAUCUU
Messenger RNA from Magallana angulata, 1474 nucleotides. RefSeq names its product armadillo-like helical domain containing protein 1. NCBI's taxonomy places the organism in Eukaryota, Metazoa, Mollusca, Bivalvia, Ostreida, Ostreidae. The transcript is spliced from 12 exons. The record is from RefSeq and is a predicted model, not a curated record. The coding region runs from base 109 to 1335 and encodes 408 amino acids.